AUGACAGUCACCCGCACACAGGCGGGUAAAACACCCAGAAAAACAGUGCGGCCGGACUAUGUCGAAACCCCUGGGGUGUAUGCGAAGCGUCGGUCGCGUAAAUCGCUGGCCGUCGUCGAGGAGCAGGGCGUGCACGUUCCCAUCAUUGCUCAGCACGAGGACAAGGACAAGGACACGAUGGCCUUUGCGAAGCGACGCGUCGACAGCGUCGAACCGGAAACCAUGAACGGGCAUGCCAAUGGACAUAUCAAACCGACGGCAAAUGGACACAUCAAGACAGAAAGUCAAGAGAAGGCCUCCGCGGAGCGAGUAGUGGACGGAUGGCGACCGGGAAUGGACCCCCGAGUCGAUACCUCAGGACAUUUCGAAUUUGGAGGACCAUGGGGAGUGACUGCCAUGAUGGUUGGCUUUCCGUUGCUGAUGUACUACAUGUGGAUUGGUGCCACGUACUACGACGGCAAAUUCCCGACUCCCAGAGACGGCGAGUCUCCCAAAGAAUUCCUCUACAAUCUCUUCCGCAUGGCCUACUAUGGCGCAUGGCCGUCAACAAAAGCCUGGGCCAUUUACUGGACCUUCUGCAUCUUCGAGAGCGCUUGUUAUUGCUUGAUGCCCGGGAUCUGGACCAAAGGCAAGCCCUUGCCCCAUGAGAACGGACGCAGGCUGGACUACUAUUGUAGCGGCAUGUGGUCCUGGUGGGCGACCAUCAUCGUGGCUCUGGGGCUUCAUUUCUCGGGCCUCUUCAAGCUCUACACCAUCAUUGACGAGUUUGGCCCGAUCAUGUCGGUGGCUAUUAUUUCCGGCUUCGCCGUGGCAGUCAUCGCAUACGCUUCGGCCAUUUAUCGAGGCAAGCAGCACCGGAUGACGGGGUAUCUGAUGUACGAUUUCUUCAUGGGUGCAGAGCUCAACCCCCGCAUGUUUGGAAUUCUGGACUUCAAGAUGUUCUUUGAGGUUCGCUUGCCAUGGUACAUCCUUUUCUUGAUCACGCUGGGCACCGCUGCCCGACAGUAUGAGCUGUAUGGGUACGUCUCCGGCGAGGUCGGAUUCUUGGUCAUGGCGCAUUUUCUCUACGCGAACGCGUGCAGCAAGGGCGAAGAACUCAUUGUACCCACCUGGGACAUGUACUACGAAAAAUGGGGGUUUAUGCUGAUCUUCUGGAACCUGGCCGGCGUGCCCCUGACCUACUGCCACUGCACCAUCUACCUGGCCAACCACGCCCCAAGCACCUAUGUGUGGAACAAAUAUGCGCUUGCUGCUUUGUAUGUGGCAUACUUGUUUGUGUAUUGGGUUUGGGACACCACAAACAGCCAGAAGAACCGCUUCCGGUCAAAGGAGUCGGGCGGUGCCUUUACCCGAAAAGCCUUUCCACAGCUACCCUGGCAGACAGUUGAGAACCCCAAAGUCAUCAAGUCGGAGCAUGGAGGAACCAUUCUUGCCGAUGGCUGGUACGGCUAUGCGAGGAAGAUCCACUACACCUGUGACCUCUUUUUUGCCCUUUCAUGGGGAGCAGUGACGGGAUACAGCUCGCCCUUCCCAUGGUUCUAUCCUCUCUUCUUCACGGCCAUGAUCAUCCACCGGGCCGCACGAGACAUCCAGAAAUGCCGGAAGAAGUACGGCAAGGCAUGGGAGGAGUAUGAGAGACAAGUCCCGUAUUUGUUCAUCCCUUAUGUAUUCUAG
This is a messenger RNA of Fonsecaea erecta, 1674 nucleotides long. RefSeq lists its product as hypothetical. Gene Ontology annotation, cellular component: endoplasmic reticulum membrane. The transcript has 4 exons. Gene Ontology annotation, molecular function: Delta24(24-1) sterol reductase activity. Lineage: Eukaryota; Fungi; Ascomycota; Eurotiomycetes; Chaetothyriales; Herpotrichiellaceae. Gene Ontology annotation, biological process: ergosterol biosynthetic process. The coding region runs from base 1 to 1674 and encodes 557 amino acids. The record is from RefSeq and is a predicted model, not a curated record.